AUUGUUUGUAGUCUGCCUUGCCUUGCAGAUUGCUUGGCUCGGAUUGUCUGCCUUGCCUUGCAGAUUGCUUGGCUCGGAUUGUUUGUAGUCUGCCUUGCCUUGCAGAUUGCUUGGCUCGGAUUGUUUGUGUCUUGCCUCGGACAUCCGUCGGACUGUUUGUGUACCAGUCUCAGGUUGGCCGUUUGUUGAUAAUAGACUCAUCAUUUAUUGUGAGCAAGCAUGGCGAGUGCAGAUUCCGAUGUCCACGCUGCUCUGCAAGAUGCUGUAGCCAGCUUCGUAGCGGCGAACCCUGCUUCACGGAGGGUAUUCAACAGAGCCUCAGAUCAUUUACCGGCCGGGAAUACUCGCAGUACCCUCUUCUCUCCGCCAUUCCCUGUGGCAAUCACGAUUUCCAGUGGUUGCUCCAUCCGCUCCACCGAUGGAGAUGUCUACCUCGACAUGGUUGGUGAAUACACCGCCGGCAUCUACGGCCACUCACACCCGGAUAUCCUCGAGGCUCUCGAGGGGGGCCUGCUGAAUGGCGUCAAUUUUGGCGCAACAAGUGCGCUCGAGGGGGAGCUAGCGGCGAGGAUCAAGAAGAGGUUCCAGGCGGGUGCCGGCCUCGAGAUGGUCAGGUUCACAAACUCGGGUACGGAGGCAAACAUCAUCGCAACGACAACGGCCCGGGUCUGGACCGGGAGGAACAGGAUCCUUAUCUUCGCAGGAGAGUACGUGGUGGCAGAUUAUAACUCCAUCGAGUCUGUCGAUGAGGAGUUAUCCCGGGUCCCAGCAGACUCCCUAGCAGCGAUCUUGGUCGAGCCCAUGCAAGGGGCAGGCGGAUGCCUGCCUGCGUCAAUUAAAUUCCUGGAGCACCUACGCGCCCGGGCAACCGAGCUAAAGGCACUGCUUAUUUUUGACGAGGUGAUGACAAGCCGCCUACACCAUGCAGGGGGGCUGGCCGGGAAAUAUGGCAUCAGACCCGACCUCAUGACCAUGGGCAAGUACCUUGGUGGCGGAAUGAGCUUCGGGAUCUUUGGCGGUCGCCGCGAGAUUAUGGAGCUCUUCAACCCGAAGAGCGGUGGCGUGGCGACGACGGCCGAUGGAACGCAGAAGCCAAUGUCGUCAAUGCACAGCGGCACGUUCAACAACAAUAUCACAAUGCAUGCAGGAAUUGCGGGGACCAAGGUAUUGACGGAGGCUGUUCUGACCCAACUAAACGAGGUAGGAGAUUAUCUCCGCCAGGCUGUGCUGUCGAUCCUUGUUGGUAAGGGGCUCGUUUGCGCGGCGACGGAAGCGGACAUGCGUGAUGUUGCCACGGUGCCAAGGGGUCGGAUAUGGAUCUCGGGCGUUGGCUCCAUCAACGCCCUUCAUUUCGGCGCAAACGACGAGUUGGUGGAUCUGAGAGACUUGUUCUACUUCCACAUGAUCAAGAAUCACAUAUACGUUACCCGGAGGGGGUUUGUGGCCCUCACAAUUGUGCAUACUAAGGAUGAUAUAGAUCGAUACGUGAAGUGUGUGGCAAGCUUUGUUGAGAGGUGGGGUUGUGCAUAGCACGGAUGGGGAUUCCGCGGACCCUGGCAUGGGGCACGGGCUCAGGGGACUCACAGUAGGUAAAUUGGGACGCCUCAAAAUAGAACCAGAGUAGGGCUGUCGCCGUAUAUCAUUAUCACAUUAUCUCCACAUACUCCAUUUCAUAUGUAGCAGUGCAGUCC
Messenger RNA from Pseudogymnoascus destructans, 1691 nucleotides. RefSeq lists its product as uncharacterized. The coding region runs from base 220 to 1530 and encodes 436 amino acids. The record is from RefSeq and is a predicted model, not a curated record. NCBI's taxonomy places the organism in Eukaryota, Fungi, Ascomycota, Leotiomycetes, Thelebolales, Thelebolaceae. Gene Ontology annotation, molecular function: transaminase activity; pyridoxal phosphate binding. The transcript has a single exon.